CCUGUGGACUGAGCCGCGCGCUGAUGUUGGGUCUGAUUUGGCGUGAGCUGUUGGGAUUGCACCACAGGGUUUCCUGCUUUUCGGCGUGUCCGGACUGUGGACGUUAAGCGGCUGAACUGCCACGUCCCUUGGUGAUACAUUAAUAGGGCUGCUGUUGGCAGAUCAACACACAGAUCAGAUGGUGGACAUAAGAGCGCGGUGUGAUCCAGGCUGGAGUUCAGAGGGAAGCCAUGCGGUGGAAGGUGAAGGGGAGGAGUCCUUUGGAGUUGGUUCACUGGGAGGUUGACAUGAUUGGGGUUUGAAAAGGAGUCAGGACAGAACCUGGACCAGUCGACCGCGACAGCCAUGCCUUCCAACAAAUACUCUGCUGCCAUCAUGGAGGAGAGCAACAACAUGACGGCCACUGCGCCAGUGAACGGAGACACACCUCCAGCCGAGGGCCUAUCAGAGAACGACAGUGGAGUGGAGCUGACCAAUGAGAACAGCCCUCUGACUGCGGCUGAACCGCCUUCCCCCUUCAGCCCCAAGCAGAACGGAGAUGCUGCCUCACCUCAAGAUGAUAACCAGUGCUCGAGGGGGAGCAGGAAGAGAACCAGGAAGAAGUCAGAGGAAGAGGAAAGUUCCUGGGACUCCUACGGCGAGGUCAAGUCUACAGGCGUGUCUCAGUUGGGUUUGAGACAGACACCUCAGCCCAGAACCAUCUUCCAAGCUGGUCUGACGCCGCACACACACAGCAAACCUCGCAGGCAAAACCGCAAACAGGACAGCACAUUGCUGUGUGGCGGUGGUCCUCGAGGGGCCAUGGGCGUGUCCGGCAGGGUCCCUGAGGCACCCCGUCUGGAGCUGAUGGAGCAAGACUCCAAGGACUCAGCCCAGAGCAGCAGCACCUCAUCCAGCUCUGAAAUCCUGCCGGAGUACAAUGACAACAAGGGUUUUGGGAUCGGAGAGCUGGUGUGGGGGAAGAUCAAGGGCUUCUCCUGGUGGCCCGGCAUCGUGGUGACGUGGCACGCCACUGGCAAACGGCAGGCCAGCCACGGCAUGAGGUGGCUGCAGUGGUUUGGAGACGGCAAGUUCUCUGAGGUUUCAGCAGACAAACUGGACUCCAUCACUGCCUUCCCCAAGUUCUUCAGCCAGGCGUCCUACACCAAGCUGGCCUCCUACCGCAGAGCCAUCUUCCAAGCACUGGAGAUGGCCAGUAUCCGGGCGGAGAAGACGUUUUCACCCUGCGAGUCGGACAACCCCGAAGACCAGAUCAAACCCAUGCUGGACUGGGCCAAUGGCGGCUUCCUGCCCAAAGGGGAGGAGGGACUCAAGCCGACACACACCACCAGCCACCAGGUCCUCGAUGUGUCCCUGCCAGACUAUUUCCCCAGCGCAAAGCGGCCCAGAGUCAAUAUGUGUAAGAGCAAAGCCACCCCCGAGGAGUCCUACAGCAGAGAGCAAAUGGUGAAUGAAGUCCUGAAGAAUAAAGGAAGUAUAGAAGAGUUCUGUCUCUCUUGUGGAAAGAUGAGAGCAGCAACCUUCCACCCGCUGUUUGAAGGAGGCCUGUGCCAAACAUGCAAGGACGUGUACCUGGAGAUGUCUUACAUGUACGAUGAUGACGGUUACCAGUCGUACUGCACUGUUUGCUGUGGAGGUCGAGAGGUUCUGCUCUGCGGCAACGCCAACUGCUGCAGGUGUUUCUGUGUGGACUGCCUGGACAUCUUGGUUAACCCCGGGGCGUCUAACAACGCUCGAUUUAUGGACCCGUGGCGAUGUUACAUGUGCCAGCCGCUGCUGCAGUAUGGCGUCCUGAAACGACGGCAUGACUGGAGCCUCAAGCUGCAGGAGUUCUUUGCCAACGACAAUGGACAAGAGUUCGAGAAACCAAAGAUUUACCCAGCAGUCCUUGCAGAGCAGAGACGACCAAUCAGAGUCCUCUCCCUGUUUGACGGCAUUGCCACUGGCUACCUGGUUCUAAGGGACCUGGGUUUUAAGGUGGACCAGUAUGUGGCGUCAGAGGUGUGUGAAGACUCCAUCUCAGUGGGCGUUGUGAGACAUGAAGGAAAGAUCCAGUACGUCCAUGAUGUCAGAGACAUCACAAAGAAAAAUCUUCAGGAAUGGGGCCCGUUUGACCUGGUGAUUGGAGGAAGUCCAUGCAACGACCUGUCGAUCGUCAACCCUGCCAGGAAAGGCCUCUAUGAAGGCACAGGGAGGUUGUUCUUCGAGUUUUACCGCCUGCUGAGCGAGGCCAAGCCCAAAGAAGGAGAGGACCGGCCGUUCUUCUGGAUGUUCGAGAACGUGGUUGCCAUGGGCGUCAAUGACAAGAGGGACAUCUCACGAUUCCUGGAGUGUAACCCUGUGAUGAUUGACGCCAUCGAGGUCUCUGCUGCUCACCGUGCGCGAUACUUCUGGGGAAACCUGCCAGGCAUGAACAGGCCUCUGUGUGCCUCUGGGAUGGACAAGCUGGAGCUGCAGGACUGUCUGGAGCACGGCAGAGUUGCAAAGUUUGGGAAGGUGCGUACCAUCACUACCCGCUCCAACUCCAUCAAACAAGGGAAGGAUCAGCAUUUCCCCGUUUUGAUGAAUGGGAAGGAGGACAUCCUGUGGUGCACUGAGCUGGAAAGGAUCUUCGGCUUCCCUGUCCACUACACAGACGUGUCUAACAUGGGUCGCGGUGCCAGACAGAAACUCCUGGGCCGGUCCUGGAGCGUCCCCGUCAUCAGGCAUCUGUUCGCACCACUGAAAGACUACUUCGCCUGUGAAUAGACACCACCUGGAUACAAAAACACCAGCUUUUCUAUGGUGAUAACAGCUCUAAUAAAAAGAGCUGCAACUUAUUUUCUGUCAGGCCAGUUUCACUAAAAGUCAGUGGAGUUGGGAAAUAGUGAAAGUAGCUGUUAGUUUGAUCGUGGUGAUAAUGCACUGCAGCCUUAACAGACACUAACACAGAGAUACACAAACACACCACGGCUGUGGUUUAUCACCACCCCACAGUGUCGGAGAGAGAGGGAGGGUCAAAGGUCAGGUGGCAGAUGAAAGUGCAGCCUGUCAGUAUCACUGAUCAUCCAUGACGGAGGCCAGCAGAACAUUUGUCCUUUCAGUUUGCUCAAAAGGGGCAAAGGACGACUCUUCUGCUUUGUUUAUUAACGUAAGUCCUGUGUGGUGAUUUUAAUAGGAUUAUUUUCUUUCACAAAGCCCUCUGAAGGCACUGUUUUUAAACUGACAACACUUAGAGGUUGUAGAAAACACAGAACAAAGUGGCAUCAGCGGUACAGCUGUUUAAGUGGCUCUCCAUCAAACUUUUUUAGGAUGUUUAAAAUAUUUCACACAUCCCUGUGUUGAGCUGACGAUGAACAUGUGUGACAAGGCAGCUGCUGAUAACAGGCAAAACACUUUAAAGCUCAUUUGAACCAAAGUCAUAAGAUGAGACAGCUGAAGUCCUGUUGUUCUACUAGCCUCAGUCCUGAAUGUGUUUUCUCCCUAAAAAGUUUGUCUCAUUGAUCUGUGUGGUUUCCUGUCAAAACACAAAGAUAAUAAAUAUGAGCGGACGUACUGGAUUAUACUGAAUGGUUGUUUUGUUAGUGUUCAAUAGUGUCAGCUGACAGGUGCUGUAAAGGCCUUGUAGGAGCUCUUCAGUGCUAACAAAUUAAUCCAGUCUUUUAUCUGGACAGUAGAGUAGAAGGUACCUCUUUUGAUUCAAAUGUUGAAAGAGUUUUCAAAAGACCAAUGAAGGAACCCCUCUGGAGGGGAAUACAUUCAUCGACAGAAGCUAGUGGGCCACAUGCUAACCUGGAAAUGAAACAGGAUUUAUGUUCAGAAAAGAUCAUUUUUGUUUUUUGUUACAAAGAAAGAAAGAACUAUGAUUUUACUUUUUUUGCUUUGAGAUGAGCUCAUAUGAGCAAAAUAGCUUACAUAAAGAAAUAAAAGCUAUUAAAGAUUAUAUAAAAGUUUUUGUAUGGAUAGUGUGAGAUUUUUCCCUGAUAUACAGAUACUUGAAACAAGUCAAUGCAAAAACAGAGAUAUAGAGAGUGGGUUUUUGUCUGUUUGCCAAAUAUUCGAGACAGCAAAGAGCUAAAGAGCGAUGGCAUUCAUCCUACUGUUUGGAUUUUAUCUCAAAAAAUAAUUUUAGUUUACUGUAAUGGCUGGAUGCCAGUGGCUCCCCAUGUGGGUGAUCCUGGAUAAAAGAGGUUUUAAUCCAGCAAAAAGUGAGCGUCACUGUGUCUAAAAAAGAAAUGGUGGGAAACACUGGUGAAUUUUUUUUUUUUUUAAAUUAGCACUGACAAAAUCUUGUUUAAAGGAGUCUUUCAGUUCCAGUUGCCAUGAAAAUCAUCCCUGUAAUGCUGGCUGAUGCUUUGUUUCAUGUGGUGAACAUGGACAACGCGUCUCCACUUCCACUGUACAAAAGUGAAGCCAAAAUAUCCCUGAUACGAGUGCUGCCAUCUUAUUCUGGUUGAUGUCAUCUGGAGCCAGAGUCUGUGCAGUAGUAAUGGGGAGGUUGAGCCGCCAUAUUGAGUUUCCACCCACAUACCCGUCUGACUCAAAUUUCUCAGAAAAAUGAACACUUGAACAUCAUCAGCGUAAUAACAACUACUAAAAAUGACAGAAACCAACAAAAUUUAUUUGACGUGUACUUUGCGUUUUUAGUUUUGAGUACUGCAGCCAGCCACCAGGGGACAUGCAGGUGUUUUGGCUUCACUUUUGGGGAGCUCUCAUCAUAUACAAUCAAUGGAUACACACGCUUUGGG
Messenger RNA from Scatophagus argus, 4727 nucleotides. RefSeq names its product DNA (cytosine-5-)-methyltransferase 3 beta, duplicate b.1 (gene dnmt3bb.1). Gene Ontology annotation, molecular function: DNA (cytosine-5-)-methyltransferase activity, acting on CpG substrates; DNA binding. Lineage: Eukaryota; Metazoa; Chordata; Actinopteri; Scatophagidae. Bases 346 to 2748 code for a protein of 800 amino acids. The record is from RefSeq and is a predicted model, not a curated record. The transcript has 22 exons. Gene Ontology annotation, biological process: negative regulation of transcription by RNA polymerase II. Gene Ontology annotation, cellular component: nucleus.